Messenger RNA from Uloborus diversus, 2962 nucleotides. RefSeq names its product exosome complex exonuclease RRP44-like (gene Dis3). The transcript is spliced from 22 exons. The record is from RefSeq and is a predicted model, not a curated record. The coding region runs from base 52 to 2937 and encodes 961 amino acids. Gene Ontology annotation, molecular function: RNA binding; 3'-5'-RNA exonuclease activity; endonuclease activity. Lineage: Eukaryota; Metazoa; Arthropoda; Arachnida; Araneae; Uloboridae. Gene Ontology annotation, cellular component: nuclear exosome (RNase complex); cytoplasmic exosome (RNase complex). Gene Ontology annotation, biological process: rRNA catabolic process.
GCGGGUUCUCUUGUUUGACAAAUAUCUAUGGUUUGACAUAGUUUAUUAAAUAUGAUUAAAUCGAAGCCUUUUGUGAAGAAACCCAAAAGAGGAGCACCUAACAGAAUUGUUGGAGAGCACUAUCUUAGAGAUGAUAUUUUGUGUGGUAGCGUUGCUUGUUCUGAAUGUCCCGAAUUGAGCACGUGUUUGGAACCUCAGCCGGAAAGUUUAUGUGAGUUGUACCAGAAUGACCACUACAUUAUUCCCGACACUAAUGUCCUCAUUCAUCAAAUUGAUGUUCUCACUGAACCUGUUUUUAAAAAUGUAAUUAUAUUACAAACUGUCAUGGAAGAAAUGCUUCAUAGGAAUUCUCCUGCAUAUAAUCGCCUUAGAGAAGUACUUUCGAAUUCUGAUCGUCAUUUUUAUGCAUUCAUAAACGAGCAUCACAGAGAUACAUUCACAAAACGUCAACCUGGAGAAACACCAAAUGAUCGAAAUGACAGAGCCAUACGAAAUGCCACUAAAUGGUAUCAGAAGCAUUUAAAACUAUCAGCUGCAGCUAAACAUAUUGAAGUACUGUUACUUACAAAUGACAGAGAAAAUCUGAGAAAAGCCGAAGAAGAAGGAAUUAGUGCAUUCACUUUUGCAGAUUAUGUGAAAAGUAUGAAAAAAUAUCCCACACUUAUAGAUAAACUAUCUCAAAUUAAUGUGCAUUCAAAAAAUGAUGGGGAAGAAUUCCUUAAUUCCAAAGAAGGCUACAUUUAUCCAGAACAUUUAAAACUUUCUGUAAUUCAAGAAGGCUUAAAAACAGGAAAAAUUACUCAAGGAAAAUUUCAAGCUAGCAGAGAAAAUUAUUUGGAAGGAUUUGUUUUUGUUGGAGGGGAAGACGAAUCUGACCCAAAAACUAUUUUUAUUCAGGGUCGGAAAAAUUUAAAUCGAGCAGUUCAUGGAGAUGUUGUUGCCAUCAAAAUACUUCCUGAAGAAGAAUGGACUUGUCCAUCAUCGCUUGUUCUUGAAGAUAAGACAACAAAUCCAGAAGAAGUAGAAGAUCCUGAAAACGAACAUGUAUUGAAGAAGAAAAAACACAAAACAGUCAUAUCUGGGGCAGUAGUUGGAAUCAUUAAAAGAAAUUGGAGGUCAUACUGUGGCAUCUUGCAACCUCCAAGUAUUAAGGGACAAUCAAUAAUCAAUUUUCUAUUUGUGCCCUCUGAGCGCAGAAUUCCAAAAAUUCGAAUUCAAACAAGACAAGCCGAAAAACUGCUCUCACAGCGUAUUAUUGUAUGGAUUGAUAACUGGAGAAGAGAUUCAAAAUAUCCUGAAGGGCAUUAUGUCAAAAGUCUUGGAGAGAUUGGAGAAAAGGAUACUGAAAAUCAAGUUCUUCUUGUAGAGCAUGAUAUCCCCCAUCAGCCAUUUUCAAAAGCAGUCCUAGAGUGUCUUCCAAAAGUGCCAUGGAUUAUAACAGAACAGGAUGUCGCUGUGAGGAAAGAUUUACGUCAUAUUGCAAUUUGCAGUGUAGAUCCACCUGGCUGUACUGAUAUCGACGAUGCUCUUCAUUGCAGAAAGUUGGAAAAUGGCAAUUUGGAAGUUGGUGUUCACAUUGCAGAUGUUUCUCAUUUUAUCAGACCAGGAACUGCAAUUGAUAUUGAGGCUGCAAUGCGUGGAACCACAGUAUAUUUAGUAGAUAAGAGAAUUGAUAUGGUUCCAGAACUACUAAGUUCUAACUUAUGUUCUCUAAGAGGCAAUGAAGAAAGGUUUGCAUUUACUGUUAUUUGGGAAAUGACAUCGGAAGCAAAAAUUCUACGGACGUCUUUCUUUAAAUCAAUUAUAAAAUCAAAAGCUGCUUUGACGUAUGCAGAAGCCCAAAUGAGAAUUGACGACAAAUCUAUGAAUGAUGAGAUUACAGUUAGCCUUCGACUUCUUAACAGCCUUGCUAAGAUAUUGAAAAAACAGAGAGUUGACAAUGGAGCUCUUACUCUUGCAUCAACAGAAAUUAGAUUUGCAAUGGACUCAGAAACUCAUGAUCCAAUUGACGUUGAAAAGAAAGAACUAAAAGAGACAAAUUCAAUGGUGGAAGAAUUUAUGUUGUUAGCCAAUAUUUCCACUGCUAAAAGAAUUCUUGAAGAAUUUCCUGACUGUGCUUUACUUCGUCGGCAUCCUGCUCCUGCUAUAUCGAAUUUUGAAUCACUUAUUAAAGCAGCUGCCUCGAAAGGCUUCAAUAUUGAAGUGGAGUCUGGAAAAGCAUUAGCAGAAUCUCUAGAUGCUGCAGUGUUGGGAGACAAUCUUUACUUUAACACCAUGUUGAGAAUGGUGGCUACGAGAUGUAUGGCGCAAGCCCUAUAUUUUAGCAGUGGAAUGUUGCCUCAGUCUGAUUAUUUUCAUUAUGGUUUGGCUGUUCCCAUUUACACACAUUUCACUUCACCAAUUAGAAGGUAUUCUGAUGUAAUAGUUCAUCGCUUAUUAGCAGUUGCCAUUGGAGCAGAUGUUACAUACCCAGACCUUGUUGAUAAGAAAAAAACGCAGGAACUUUGUAACAACUUAAACUAUCGCCAUAAACAAGCACAGUACUGUGGAAGAGCAUCAGUGAAUCUUUACACUCAUAUAUUCUUCAAAGACAAAGUUGUUGAAGAAGAAGGAUACAUACUAUUCAUUCGUGAAAAUGCUCUACAAAUACUUCUGCCUCGUUUUGGUCUUGAAUGCACCCUUUAUUUGAGCUCGUUGAAUAAGGAGAAUGAUCAAGUUGCUUUUGAAUAUGAUCCUGAAGAGCCUUCUCAAACAGCUAGUGGAAUAAAACUAACACAGUUUGAUCCUGUUACAAUACAACUACACAUAGAUAAAAGUAAUGUACAACAUCAGAAAACAGUACUCAAACUUGUCAAACCUUAUAUUCCUGGAUUCAGUGUCCGGUCUUUAAGUGCUGAGCCACCUUCCAAAAAAUGUAAAACUGUAAAUACAUCAUAAUGUCAAUUAAAUUAUUUUAUCUAAA